AUGGCCACGACGACAACGCAGACGCUGGAGUCGCCAUCAGCCAUCGAGCUUGAAAAUCGCGACCAAGAAAGCAAUGAACACCAAGAUGACCAACUUCGAGCUCUGGAAACCGACCCUAACGCAGAUGCCAUCAUGCACGCUUCUCUACUUGCCGACUCCGAAGUACCGGACGGUGGUUACGGAUGGGUCGUUGUUUUCUCCGGUGCAGCCAUCACCUGGUGGUUCGUUGGAGCUUCAUACACUUGGGGCGUGAUGCAGGCCGCCCUCGUCGAGCAGAAGAAAUAUUCCCCCGCCACGCUCGCAUUCGUGGGAUCCCUCGUCCCUGCGAUGAUCGCGAUCCUUGCCAUUCCAAAUGCCACGCUCAUCAGAAAAGUUGGUGCAAGAGCUACAGGGCUUGCUGGCAUAUUCUUGCUCGGUCUGGGCAGUAUUCUAGCCGGGUUUGCGGUAGACAGCAUCCCGGGUCUCUUUAUGACAUGGGGAUUGGUCUGUGGGAUAGGCACAAGUCUUUGCUUCAUGACUGCUUCGAUCACACCAGCACAGUACUUCAAGACCAAACGCGGAGUCGCAAAUGGCAUCGUCUACGCUGGAGGCGGCCUCGGUGGCACAGCCAUGAGUUUCAUGCUUAACGCCCUCAUCGAAAACGUCGGCAUCCCCUGGGCGUUCCGAAUUUUCGGCUUCAUGAUCCUGAGCACUGGACUGCCCGCCGCAUGGCUAAUGAAGGAACGCGUGCCCAUCCGAAAAGCCCAGUUCGUAGAGUGGACGCUUUUCAAAGACGUCAAGUUCGGACUCGUCUUUGCCGUCGGCGUCAUCGGCACGUUCCCGCUCUUCGUCCCGCCUUUCUUUUUGCCGCUGUACAGCAACUCGCUCGGCCUUCCUUCGGCUGCGGGCGCCGGUCUCCUUGCGGCUUUUAACUUCUGCUCCGCCAUUGGGCGGUUGGGAUCGGGCUUUGCGUGUGACAAGCUGGGCUCUCUGACUACUCUGUUCAUCACGCUCCUUCUCAGCGCAAUUAGCUUGAUGGUCAUGUGGCCUCUAUCAAGCUCUCUCGGCCCGCUUAUAGCCUUCGUGAUCAUCAACGGUAUGGCUAACGGCGGGUUCUUCUCCACCAUGCCCACUGUAGUGGGCAACGUGUUCGGCUCCGCACGCGUGGGUGUUGCGAUGGGCAUGAUUGUUAGCGGAUGGAUUGGUGGAUAUCUCAUGGGUGCGCCGAUUGCUGGCUACAUCCUAGAUGCUUCUGGCGGCGAGAACAAAGGUAUCGGGCCGUAUCGGCCAGCCAUAUUCUACGCUGGUGGGAUGGCGGUCGUUGCUACUAUCCUUUCGGCCAUCGUUAGACUUCGGGUUGAUAGGAGCCUGAAAAAGAUGGUGUAA
Messenger RNA from Didymosphaeria variabile, 1365 nucleotides. RefSeq lists its product as uncharacterized. Gene Ontology annotation, biological process: transmembrane transport. Gene Ontology annotation, molecular function: transmembrane transporter activity. The record is from RefSeq and is a predicted model, not a curated record. Gene Ontology annotation, cellular component: fungal-type vacuole membrane. NCBI's taxonomy places the organism in Eukaryota, Fungi, Ascomycota, Dothideomycetes, Pleosporales, Didymosphaeriaceae. Bases 1 to 1365 code for a protein of 454 amino acids. The transcript has 3 exons.